Messenger RNA from Emiliania huxleyi CCMP1516, 526 nucleotides. RefSeq lists its product as hypothetical. NCBI's taxonomy places the organism in Eukaryota, Haptophyta, Isochrysidales, Noelaerhabdaceae. The transcript is spliced from 2 exons. The coding region runs from base 19 to 357 and encodes 112 amino acids. Gene Ontology annotation, molecular function: hydrolase activity; 3'-5' DNA helicase activity; ATP binding. The record is from RefSeq and is a predicted model, not a curated record. Gene Ontology annotation, biological process: recombinational repair.
CUGGCGCUGUACGACCCGAUGACGGCCCCCGGGCAGGGGCAGGGGCAGGCCGCUCCCUCGGGCCACGCCCCGCCCGUGGUUGUCACGACGAUCCACCAGGCAAAGGGCAUGGAGUGGGACCUUGUCUUUGCCUGCCAUCUGGAGGAGGGCUCGCUGCCGCUCCUCCCCCGGCUCGAGCCACACUCGAUGGAGUACGUGCAGCACUUCGAGGAGGAGCGCCGCCUCGCCUACGUCGCCUGCACGCGCGCGCGGCGCAAGCUCGUCGUCACUUUCUGCGAGGGCCCCUCCACCACAAAGGACAAGCCGCCCUCGAAGCGGUCGCGCUUCCUGCCCCGGCAGCUGCCCGGCCUGCGCUGAGGCCCGAAGAGGCAGAGCGCUGCGCCCGUGGGGCAACGACUUGCAUGGGUUGAGCCCCGUCGGCCAUACACGGUCAGCCGUACGGGGAGGUACGGCUUUCGUGGUUUCUCGUCUCGAGAGGGCGCGCUGCCGUGAGGUCAGUCUGUGAGGAGGCUGGAGGGUCGGGGGU